Molecule: messenger RNA, 948 nt
Organism: Sphenostylis stenocarpa
Lineage: Eukaryota; Viridiplantae; Streptophyta; Magnoliopsida; Fabales; Fabaceae
Source: the annotation of a GenBank genome assembly
AUGGCGGGGUGUAUCAGCUUCACCGCCACGCGCGAUCGGUGCUUCCGCUUCUCCUUCUCCAACGCGGGUCUCAAAUCUGCCACCACAGACCUGGGCCAGGGCACCAUCAUGCACUGCUGGGUCCCCAAGGCCCCCAAAGACUCCAAGCCCAACCUCCUCCUCCUCCACGGCUUCGGUGCAAACGCAAUGUGGCAGUGGAACGACUUCCUCCCCCCUCUCACGCGCCGCUUCAACGUCUACGUCCCCGACCUCCUCUUCUUCGGCGACUCCCACACGGCCAGCCCCGAACGCUCUGAGGCCUUCCAGGCCCGCUGCGUCGCUGACCUCCUUCAGGCUCACAACGUCCGGACAACCAGCGUGGUGGGGAUCAGCUACGGCGGCUUCGUCGCCUACAGCCUCGCCGCGCAAUUCCCCGAGCGCGUGGAGAAGGUGGUGCUGUGCUGCGCCGGGGUGUGCUUCGAAGAGAAGGACUUGGAUGAAGGAAUGUUCCAGGUGAAGAGCGUGGAAGAGGCUGCCAACAUUUUGAUGCCUCAGACGCCGGAAAAGUUGAGGCAGCUCGUGCGCCUCGCGUUUGCCAAGCCCGCCAAAACCAUGCCAACGUGCUUCCUCACUGAUUACAUAAACGUGAUGUGUACUGAAAAUAUCCAAGAGAGGAAAGAACUAAUCGAAGCAUUGCAUAAGGAUAGAAAACUGUCUAAUCUUCCUAAGAUAACUCAGCCAACGCUAAUAAUCUGGGGAGAAAAGGACUUGGUAUUCCCAAUAGAACUAGCACACAGACUAAAAAGGCAUCUGGGAGAGAACGCAGAACUAGUGGUUAUUAACAAUGCAGGACAUGCUGUGAAUGUAGAGAAGACCAAGGAGAUGUACAAGCAUUUAAAAUCCUUCCUCAUUGAUUGCACUACUCCAACUGUGCAAAAAAACCACAGCAAUGGUCGCCAAGUGGAUUAG